AUUUAUUCUAUCACAGUUCUUGGGCCCAGGAACUCCAAAUCAAGGUGUGAACAGGGCUGUAUCCCUGUGGCUCUGGGGGAGAAUCCACUGCAAGCUCCUGGAGUUUCUGGUGCCCUUGGCUUGUGGCCACAUCACUCCCAUCUCUGCUUCAUCUUCUUUGUGUGUGACCUCUGGAUGUCUCUCACAAGGCACUUGCCUCUGGAUCCAGAGCCCACCUGGAGGAUCCACGAUGAUCUCAGGCUUCCACUGAACUACACCUGCAAAGACCUUUUUCCAAGUCAAGUCAUAGUGACAGGUUCCAGGAAUUAAGAGCUAGAUGUAUUUUUUGAGGAGCUGCCAUCCAUCCUGCCAAAUCACCCCUAGCUGUCAUCCUGAGCACCUCAUCCCUUCUCCCCACCCUGCAAAGCUGUCACUCAGCUCUUUUCUUUGUGGUACUGGGAUGGAACCCAGGGCCUUGUGCAUGCCAGGCAAGCACCACUGCCACUCAGCUCCGUCUCCAGCCCCUUUUAUCUGAUUUUGAGACAGGGUCUGGCUAAGUUGCUGAGACUGACCUUGAACUUGCAAUUCUUUUGCCUCAGCCUCCCUAGUCACUGGGAUUACAAGUUUGCCUGGCUUUAGUCAGGCCAUUUUCUUAUGGCUCAUCAUGUCCCCCUUGGCCAGUUCAGGCCAAGCUCCCUCCAGGAAGCCCUCCUUGACUGUCUCCUGACCCUCAGGUCCUUGAGAGUCCUCCAGCUCUAGUGUCCAAGGCUCUGUCCUUCAGAGUCUGUGGUUCUGAAUCUCUCCUCAGACUGAGGUUUCCCGAGGGAAGGAAAUAUUUCUUCCUGCUUCUCUUUUACACCCGGGGCACCCAUCUCCUGCACACAAGCUCACGGAGAACAAGGAAGCUGGCCAAAGACACCUUUCCAGCAGCGGCUGGCCAGCUCUACCUUGUGGCCUCUGCUCUUCCCCAGAAGGGGCCAGGUUGUUACCUUGUCCCAGGGCCUGUGUGGUAGUCUCAGCUGCACACACACAGCAGGGGUGGGGGAGGAGCUGGGCCAGGGGAAGGAGCCCAGCCCUUUGCCUUUCCUUGGAGAGGCUGGGACACAGGAAUGCCUUUGGCUGGGAGACCCUGGCCAGAGAUCAGAAGAUCAAAGGAUGAGAAGAUCAGGGGCGAGGCAGGUGGCAUCACUUGGAGGCACCAGAGAGAAGCAGCAGCUGGUGCCUCCUAAGGGCAGGGUUGACCCAAAACGCCCUCCCCUCCCUCAGAAGCCCCAACCCAUCUGUUUCCUAACCUUGCAGAGCUGCUUCUCCAGGCUGGGGGCCUCUGGGAGUGAAUGCAAGUGUGUGUGUGGGGGUGUGUGCUGACUGACAUGUGCCAUCCUGUGGGCAAAACUAAUACUCCCUACACACGUGGAUUCUCCUAUCCCACUUAAAUCUCACUAUGCCCUUAGGAGGGUUAAUAACAGGGCGAUUCUUAGAUGUAGAAACUGAGGUACAAAGAGAAAGCCCAACAUCAAACCACUGUCAAGUGUUAGGGCCAAGAUACAAACUCUGGCAGUCUGACAUCAGAACCACAACUACUCAGUAUAAGGCAAGGCAGACAGUUGUUCAGUCCAACUGCAGCAUGAGGGAGUGAGGCUAGAGGUCAGCUAGGACUUCUUGAUGGGCAGGGAGUGCGGACCUAGACCUUGGUUGGAUCUAGUCUUCCUACAAGAUGAACCAAAUAGGAAGGGAGUUGGGGAAGAGGAAAGUGGGGAGACAUUUGGGGACUGAUGGACUGGAGGCAGGACAGCGGCAGAUCAGUGGUGGGCAGGACAGGCGUAGUCAGUAGUGGGCACUGGCUGGAAACUUGCGUUCGAGGCCUCAGGAGCUGGAUGGAGGAAGGGAGACGCUGGGCGCCGGCAGAUCGAGACCUCAGCAUGAACAACCUCACGGAGCUUCAGCCAGGCCUCUUCCGCCACCUUCGCUUCUUGGAGGAGCUGCGUCUCUCUGGGAAUCGUCUCUCACAUAUUCCGGGACAAGCCUUCUCUGGUCUCUACAGCCUGAAGAUCCUGAUGCUGCAGAACAACGAGCUGGGAGGGAUCCCGGCGGAAGCGCUGUGGGAGCUGCCAGGCCUGCAGUCUCUGCGCCUGGAUGCCAACCUCAUCUCUCUGGUCCCAGAAAGGAGCUUUGAGGGACUGUCUUCCCUCCGCCACCUCUGGCUGGAUGACAAUGCACUCACAGAGAUCCCCGUCAGAGCCCUCAACAAUCUUCCUGCCCUGCAGGCCAUGACCCUGGCCCUCAACCGCAUCAGCCACAUCCCUGACUACGCCUUCCAGAACCUCACCAGUCUUGUGGUGCUGCAUCUGCACAACAACCGUAUCCAGCAUCUGGGGACCCACAGCUUCGAGGGGCUGCGCAAUCUGGAGACACUAGACCUGAAUUAUAACGAGCUGCAGGAGUUCCCCGUGGCCAUCCGGACCUUGGGCAGACUACAGGAACUGGGAUUCCACAACAAUAACAUCAAGGCUAUCCCUGAAAAGGCCUUCAUGGGCAACCCUCUGCUGCAGACAAUACACUUUUAUGAUAACCCAAUCCAGUUUGUGGGAAGGUCAGCAUUCCAGUACCUGCCUAAACUGCACACGCUGUCCCUGAAUGGCGCCACGGACAUCCAGGAGUUCCCGGACCUCAAAGGCACCAGCAGCCUGGAGGUCCUGACCCUGACCCGCGCAGGCAUCCGGCUGCUCCCACCAGAAAUGUGCCAGCAACUGCCCAGGCUCCGAGUCCUGGAGCUGUCUCACAAUCAAAUUGAGGAGCUGCCCAGUCUGCGCAGGUGUGAGAAGUUGGAGGAAAUCGGCCUCCAACACAACCGCAUCUGGGAAAUCGGAGCUGACACCUUCAGCCAGCUGAGCUCCUUACAAGCCUUGGACCUAAGCUGGAAUGCCAUCAGAUCCAUCCACCCAGAAGCCUUCUCAACGCUGCGCUCCCUGGUCAAGCUGGAUCUGACAGACAACCAGCUGACCACACUGCCUCUGGCUGGGCUUGGGGGCCUGAUGCAUCUGAAGCUCAAAGGGAACCUGGCUCUGUCUCAGGCCUUCUCCAAGGACAGUUUCCCAAGACUGAGGAUUCUGGAGGUGCCCUAUGCCUACCAGUGCUGUGCCUAUGGGGUCUGUGCCAGCUUCUUCAAACCCUCUGGGCAGUGGCAGGCCGAGGACUUCCACCUGGAGGAGGAGGAGCCUCCAAGGAGGACCCAGAGCCUCCUUGCUGGACAAGCAGAGAACCAUUAUGACCUGGACCUGGAUGAGCUCCAAAUGGAGAUGGAGGACUCAAAGCCACACCACAGUGUCCAGUGUAGCCCUAUUCCAGGCCCCUUCAAGCCCUGCGAGCACCUCUUUGAGAGCUGGGGCAUCCGCCUGGCCGUGUGGGCCAUCGUGCUGCUCUCCGUGCUCUGUAACGGGCUGGUGCUGCUGACCGUGUUUGCCGGCGGGCCCAUCCCCCUGUCCCCGGUCAAGUUUGUGGUAGGUGCGAUUGCCGGCGCCAACACCUUGACGGGCAUUUCCUGUGGCCUUCUGGCCUCCGUGGACGCCUUGACCUUUGGCCAGUUCGCCGAGUACGGAGCCCGCUGGGAGUCGGGGCUGGGCUGCCGGGCCACGGGCUUCCUGGCCGUCCUGGGGUCCGAGGCGUCGGUGCUGCUGCUCACCCUGGCCGCCGUGCAGUGCAGCGUCUCCGUGUCGUGCGUGCGGGCCUACGGGAAGGCGCCCUCGCUGGGCAGUGUCCGAGCCGGGGCCCUGGGCUGCCUGUCGCUGGCAGGGCUGGCCGCCGCCCUGCCGCUGGCCUCGGUGGGAGAGUACGGGGCCUCCCCGCUCUGCCUGCCCUACGCCCCGCCCGAGGGCCAGCCGGCCGCCCUGGGCUUCGCGGUGGCCCUGGUCAUGAUGAACUCCUUCUGCUUCCUGGUGGUGGCCGGUGCCUACAUCAAACUCUACUGUGACCUGCCGCGGGGCGACUUUGAGGCCGUGUGGGACUGUGCCAUGGUGAGGCAUGUGGCCUGGCUCAUCUUCGCGGAUGGGCUCCUCUACUGUCCCGUGGCCUUCCUCAGCUUCGCCUCCAUGAUGGGCCUCUUCCCUGUCACCCCCGAGGCCGUCAAGUCUGUCCUGCUCGUGGUGCUGCCGCUGCCUGCCUGCCUCAACCCCCUGCUCUACCUGCUCUUCAACCCCCACUUCAGGGAUGACCUCCGGCGGCUCUGGCCCGGCCCAGGAACUCCUGGGCCCCUGGCCUACGCUGCUGCCAACGAGCUGGAGAAGAGCUCCUGCGAUUCCACCCAGGCUCUUGUGGCCUUCUCUGAUGUGGAUCUCAUUCUGGAAGCUUCUGAGGCUGGACGGCCCCCUGGGCUGGAGACCUAUGGCUUCCCCUCAGUGACCUUCAUCUCCUGUCAGCAGCCAGGGGGCCCCAGACUGGAGGGAAGCCAUUUUAUAGAGCCAGAGGGAACCCACUUUGGGAAUCCACAACCCUCUGUGGAUGGAGAACUGCUGCUGAAGGCCAGGGGAGCCACAUCUUCAGGAGGGGGCUCAUCGGCGGGUGGGGGCUUCAGGCCCUCCGGCUCAGUCUUUGCUUCACACUUAUAAAUGUCCUUCCCCCUUCUUCUCUUUCCAUCUCUUCCCUUCUUUCUCUCCCCACUCCCUCAAUGAUGGCUGCUUAUAAAAUAAAUACAACCUAAACUCACCAGUGUGAUCCACAGCAGGGCCUGGUUCUGUUGGUCUCCUCUCUCUGUGACCAUCACCAGUGAAGGCUUCUUGGCCCAGUAUUCCCUUGGCCCUCCUCAUCUUCACCUUCAUGCUGCCUCUUCCCUGUGGGUCCAAAGCUGUGGACCAGAGACCUGGAAAUUUGCUUAAGGAUAAGGAGUGAAAUAAAAGACAGGGAAGGAGGAGGGGACCCGAUAGGGCCAGGAUCAUGGCACAGUGGACACGGAGACCUAACAGAAAAGGGGACCACCAAGGGCAUUUGGCAUCUCCCCUUUGACUUAUGGAUAGGAUAUAAAACCUGUUCUGUGUCCCAUUAAUCUUGACAUUUGCCAUGAAAAAAUACUUCCUAUUAAAAUGAGCUUUGGAAGAGAUUACACAUUAUGUCCCUUUCUUAGAGAACAUGUUAAUAUAGUAAAAGCCCUAAAAACCUCUGCAGCAGUAAAAUCUAUUGAACUCUGUUUAAUCCCAUUCUCCAAUUCUUAGACAAUAUGUUUCUCUUUGAUUGAUUGGUUUUCAUGGAAUACCUAUUACUAGCUCACAGGAUUUAGUACUGUCUGUACCAUCUAGUACUACCCAGUGACACCACAAAAUCACAUCACAUCACUUUUUUUUUUUUUUUUUUGGCACUAGAGAUUGAACCCAGGGGUACCUAACCACUGAGCUACAUCCCUAGUUCUAUUUAUUUUUUAUUUUUAGACAGGAUCUUGCUAAGUUGCUUAGGGCCUCAAUAAAUUGCUGAGACUGAUUUUGAAUCUAUGAUCCUUCCUGCCUCAGUCUCCCGAGUUGCUGGGAUUACAAGUGUGUGCCACCACACCAAGUGUCAUCACUUUUUGAAAGUCCCAAACCUAGGAGCUGAACCUGGGGUGAAGUUCCAGAGGCAACUGGUGAUUCCAUGAUCCAGGACAGACUCUCUGUACUCUACCUCCCAAGCUGCUUGUCUUACCUAGAGAAGGAUGGGGAGGAACAGGCUGUCAUGGUUACAGCUUCAGCCCCCUCAGGCAAGACGGAGGAAAAGGAUCCUGUGUGUGCUUCCCCACCCCCUCCUACAUCCAAGCACCAGUGAAACUCCUGCCUCCAGCAAGAAGGAGGAUUGUUGGAUCCUAGCAAGGUACACACAAGGAACUGUGUAGCAGUCUGGGUUCUCUCUGGCUGUGAGUUGCCUUCCUAUGGUCCUCCAUCAGAUGCACCCUGCCACCAACUGUCACAAGCCUGGUCUUCCCUUCUUAUCCUUCUUAUUCUGUCUUUCUGUGGGAUAAGGAUCCAUUACCUAGCAGAGAGGAGGUUCCUACAAUGCUUUUAGAAGCAUGUGGCUAUCUGGGAGUCUUGGGUUCCCCAAAUAGGCCUGACCUUUCUGCCUUUCCCCUCAUGACUUUCUUAUCUGUGGUUUCCCAAGUGCAUCUGAAGGUCUAUAGAGUAUCUCUCACCCCACAUACACAUUCAAUCUCAGGGUGAGAGGGUGAGAACCUGGUGCAUUCUUACAAAUAUGAAAGCUAAUUCUUGCAAACAUAAAAAAGAAUCCAAGACCCAGAAAUGGGUGAGAUUUUUUCCAGGGCACUCCAACAUCAGUCAAACUCAAAGGACAGAGUGUGGAAUCCUGAGACUGAAUGAAACUCUGUUCUGUUGAAUUCUAUUGUGAUCCCUAGCCAGGACCUACCCACAGGACCUCCACGGUUAAGACAACCCUGAGAAAGCUCUUGAGUUUCACAGCUCAAGUUUCUGCAGCUUCGCUUGUCCUGUCCCCCUGCUGCUCCCAGUGCCUAGUGGGAAUUCCAACAUAGGUUCACAAGGUGUCUAGGCUGGGCUGGAGGGAUGAGGCAAAGACCAUAUUUAACUUGACACAUUUUAAAAUAUCAUUUGACUAGUUGAGUUUCCUGGAUUCUUAUAGGCUCCAAAUGAAUAAACUGACCUUAUUAUUCCUUAGGGUCCUACCAGGGGGUCAACUUCAGAGUAGUCAUUCACUAAACUAUGGUGCUGUCCCUAAUUGCCCAGGGAUGAUCAAGAGUUUUCUUGAUAGAAGGAGUUUGUUUUACUUUGGGUACUGAGAAUCGGUAAUUCUUAAAAGGGAAAUGAGUUCUCUGAGAACUUCAGGGAAGACAACAAGGGUAUGAUUUUUGGGAGCCUUCACUUCUAGAAAGUCACCCUAGUUCCCCUCUCCACCAUAGGAUCACUGUUUCCCUUGGAGUUAGGGAGCCAGUCUUGAGUGGCUGUGUGUUAGAGGUUUGGGAGUUUUAGGGACUGUUCCCUACAUGUGACUGCUUCUUUGGUAAGGGAGCCUGUGCUUUUUGGUCAGUGCUUUGACCUGUGGGCUACGGUGGCACUGCUGUCCAACUUUACUGUCUGCUUCUAAAGAUCUGGGCAUCAGCCAAGGCUGGACAGAAGAGAGGUGUGUGGGAAGGGGGUGGAGCUGUUUCCCAUAAACUCUUUUCUUCUUUUCUUUACAUUCCUUCCUGUUGUGAUGUAGAUGUGAGUUGUCCCCCCAAAUCUCAACAUGUGAGACAAUGCAGGAAAGUUUGGAGAAGAAAUAGCCCUAAUCUAAUCAGUGAAUUAGUCCCUGAUGGGAUUAACUGAGUGGUAACUAGAGGCAGGUGGAGUGUGGAUGAAGGAAGUGGUUCAUUGGUGGUGUGCUAUGGGGUAUAUAUUUUGUAUCUGGAGAGUGGAGUCUCUCUCUCUCUCUCUCUCUCUCUCUCUCUCUCUCUCUCUCUCUCUCUGCUUUCUGAUCAUCAUGUGGGCUGCUUUCCUCUGCCACACUCUUCUGCCAUGAUGUCCUGUCUCACCUUGAUGCCUGAAGAAUGGAGCCUACUGUCUAUGGAUUGAGACCUCUGAAACCGUGAGCCCCCAAGUAAACUUUUCCUCCUAAAAUUGUUUUGGUCAGAUCUUUUAGUCACAGCAGUGAAAAAGCUAAAAUACUUCCUUCCUUUCUUUUUUUCCAUGAUGGAGAUUGGACCCUUUUGCCCUGUACCACUGAGCUACAACCCCAGCCCUUUUUACUUUUUAUUUUGAGACAGUGUCUCACUAAAUUGCCCAGGCUGGCCUGGAACUUGUGAUCUUCUCCCUCACCCUCUUGUGUUGCUGGGAUUAUAGGCAUGUGCCACGAUUCCUGGCACCGUGAACUAUUUUCACUAUUCAAAAAGUCUAGUCAAUGUUGUGCAUUUGCACAGGAGAAGAUUGUAUAGUGCUUUCUCUGUUGUUUUUUUUUUGUUGUUGUUUGUUGUUGUUGUUGUUGUUUUACUGAAUUCCUAGCAAGUCAGUGUGUUCAUUUACUUUAGCUAUCUCCUUUGUGGUCAGUAGAAGUUUAUGAAGAUCAAUUGAUUCAUCACAAAAAUCAAAAACCAAAUUUUUUGAUGCACGUAAGUGUAUUUUGUUUGAUUGCAAACUCUUUCAAAAUGGUGCCUAUGGGAAAGAAUCAGCCCAAAGAAAGGAACUAGAGUGGUGUAAAUGUUGGGAGCUGCUGGCUCAGCGUAUGCUUACCUGGGCUCUGUGUGCUAUGCCUUGGCAGACUGACUUGUGGAGGAGAGCCUCUCACAGUGGCUCAUAGUUUGCUAAGCACUUAGGUACACACCAAAAGGAAAAAUCCAAAAAAAUCCAGAGCUAAAAUUGGAAGACUAUGGAUCAGCAGAGUUAACAGCUGGGUCUUCUCCUUCCCAACCUCCUUGCUUCCCUUUGCCAGGAAGAAUAAGGUUUAAAGAGUAAAGGAGGAAUCAGGUGUGGUGGCACACACCUGUAAUCCAGCGUCUUAGGAGGCUGAGGCAGGAAGAUUACAAGUUCAAAGCCAGCCUCAGGAAACAAGGGGCUAAGUAACUCAGUGAGACCCUGUCUCUGAAUAAAAUACAAAAUAGGGCUAGGGAUGAGGCUCAGUGGUUGAGUACCCCAAGUUCAAUCCCUGGUAUACAAAAAAGAGGGAGGGAGCAGGGAGCACAGUGAGGUGGUGCCACACCUGUGAUCUCAGCUACCUAGGAGGCUAAGGCAGCAGGAUUGCAAGUUCUGGGCCAGCCUUAGCAACCUAGCAAGAACCUGUCUCAAAAUGAAAAGGAUCAGGGAGGUAGUUCAGUUAUAGAGUGUUCAUUCCUCACCCAAGGGGGGAAAAAAGGUGAAGGAGGGGAAGAAAGAAGAGCUGACAAUUAGCAGGGCUGAGUAAGAGAGGAUUGUGGGAGGUAGCUAGAACCCUGAUCCUUUCUGGAACUGUCCUCUCUAAUUACCUCUGCUCUGGUUUGGCAAGUUCUCUCACCCAUCAUCCACCACUCCUAUGUGCCCUUCCGGGUUCUAGUCCUGUGCCAUCUCCAGCCAUGUGAAAAUUGUCAGGAUGUAAAUAUUUGAUUCUUCUGUAUAAUAAAGCACCAGUGAAGUA
Molecule: messenger RNA, 9042 nt
Organism: Marmota monax (woodchuck)
Lineage: Eukaryota; Metazoa; Chordata; Mammalia; Rodentia; Sciuridae
Gene: Lgr6
Product: leucine rich repeat containing G protein-coupled receptor 6
Exons: 18
Coding region: 1752-4580 (942 amino acids)
Biological process (GO): G protein-coupled receptor signaling pathway
Cellular component (GO): membrane
Molecular function (GO): G protein-coupled receptor activity; protein binding; protein-hormone receptor activity
Source: RefSeq, a predicted model, not a curated record